AUGAUGAAUAUUCGAACGUUAACUACAAAUAUUCCACGAAAAAGGGUCUCUAUAAUUGGAUCAGGUCCAUCUGGCUUCUAUACUGCUUAUCAUUUAUUAAAGAAAUCAAAAAUACCAUUACAUGUAACCAUAUGGGAGAAGCUACCUGUACCAUUUGGAUUGAGUAGAUAUGGUGUUGCUCCAGAUCAUCCAGAAGUGAAGAAUUGUGAAGAAACUUUUACUCAAUGUGCUGAAGAGAAUAUUCAAAAUAAUGGUUUACAUAAAUUUGAAUUUAUUGGUGGCAUUACAAUCGGUGAACAGAUAUCUUUACAGAAAUUGAUAUCCGAACAAGAUGCUGUGAUUUUGAGUUACGGUAGUUCUGGUGAGCAUAAAUUGAAUAUUCCAGGUGAAUCUGAUACAAAAGGUGUAUUUACAAGUAGAGAAUUUGUUAGUUGGUACAAUGGGCAUCCUGAUUAUGCAUUAAAUCCAAAAUUUAUGGAUUUUGAUUGGUCUCAUGUAUCGAAAGUUGGGAUAAUUGGUAAUGGUAAUGUUGCAUUGGACAUAUCUCGUGUUCUUUUAAGUAAUAAAAUUGAUGAGAUUUGGAAAAAAACUGAUAUAAACCCAGUUGCAAUAUCUUUAUUACAAAAGGCACCAAUAUCUAAUGUCAAAAUCAUAGGGAGAAGAGAUUUUAUCCAUUCAAAAUUCACUAAUAAAGAAUUAAGAGAAUUGUGGGCUUUAGAAAGAUAUGGAAUUCGUGGUAGUAUUUCAUCAGAAUUCUUUGACGUAAGUAAGUUUAGCUCAAUUAAUGAUCGUGCUCUUAAAAGAAGAAUUGAGAUCUGUUCAGAGUAUAUGAAGGAUUUUUCUGAAAGAACAAAGGCAAGUUAUAAGAAAUAUGAGCCAUUGGAGCUUACCUUAGAUGGGAGCACGAGAACCUGGGAAUUGGAUUAUCUUAAGGCACCGAUAAAGAUCGAUAAAGAUGCCAAUGGUAAUAUUAAACAAUUGACUGUUCGCAACCAGCUGUUAACAGAUGAGAACAAGCUGGUCGACGAUACAUCGAAAAGUGAUAUAGUUUACGGCUUAGAUUUGCUUAUAACAUCUAUCGGUUAUGCAGGGAAACCAAUGAAGGAGUUUUCUUCGUUGAACAUAAAAUUUAACAAGGAUAGAGUGAUCACAAAAGAUAACCGAGUUUUAUCUACAUCUGAUGUUGCCUUCCCAAGAUUAUAUGCCACUGGAUGGAUCCAAUCUGGUAGUCAAGGUGUGAUAGUUUCGACAAUGAUGAAUGCCUUUAAUGUCGCAGAUACAGUGAUAGCAGAUUUAAGCAAAAAUGAUUCCACGACAAAUUCUCAACCAAUUGAUGUGACCAAUAUUCCACAUACUACCUGGAAAGAUUGGGAAGAGAUAAAUAAGAGAGAAUUGGAUAAGGGUAAGCAAAGUGGAAAGCCAAGGGAGAAAUUCCUGACAUCCGAUUCCAUGUACAAACAUAAUUGA
Messenger RNA from Vanderwaltozyma polyspora DSM 70294, 1467 nucleotides. RefSeq names its product NADPH-adrenodoxin reductase (gene ARH1). The coding region runs from base 1 to 1467 and encodes 488 amino acids. Lineage: Eukaryota; Fungi; Ascomycota; Saccharomycetes; Saccharomycetales; Saccharomycetaceae. Gene Ontology annotation, cellular component: mitochondrion. Gene Ontology annotation, biological process: ubiquinone biosynthetic process. The record is from RefSeq and is a predicted model, not a curated record. The transcript has a single exon.